GAUUCCUUUCAUAUUAUCUUUGCUAUUAAUUUUUUAUGCUAUAAAUAUGAGACAUAAGCUUCACAAGUGUUGCAAAGAAACAUGGCUUUAAAAAUUGAGACAAUCUUUCUUGUCUUUGUAUAUGGUGCUAUACUUUUGGGAGGCAACCUAAAAAGUGUGGAUGCAAAAGUUUGUCCCUUAAUAUGCUAUGAUUCAGCUGCUUACAUGAUUUGUCCUUCUGAUGGCAAUCAACACCUCACUCCACCAUGCAAUUGUUGUCUUGCAUCACCUGGUUGUAAACUUUAUCAAGGAGAUGGAACUCUUAUUUGUACUGCUACCUAAAUUAGGGAUGUGAUGUUAAUGUCUAUCCACAUAUACUAAGAUGAGUUUUCAGUUUAUAUAAUUAUGUUGUAAUAUGUGUGAUAAAAAAACAUAAUAAUUUGUAAUAUGAAUAAUACAACAUUAUAAAUUUAAAUUUCUAUGUUUUGGAUUUUAAUUA
Lathyrus oleraceus (garden pea) is the source of this 478-nucleotide messenger RNA. RefSeq names its product proteinase inhibitor PSI-1.2. The transcript is spliced from 2 exons. The record is from RefSeq and is a predicted model, not a curated record. The coding region runs from base 82 to 321 and encodes 79 amino acids. Lineage: Eukaryota; Viridiplantae; Streptophyta; Magnoliopsida; Fabales; Fabaceae. Gene Ontology annotation, molecular function: serine-type endopeptidase inhibitor activity.